UCUAACCACGUCUUUAUUUAAAGCUGUCUCACUUCAUCGCAUCAUCAUCAUCCACAUCAUAACCAACGACAAAACAUCUCCUUUCAAUUUCCAAGGAAAAAGUCCAAUGGCUUUGGCUCGUUUCGCUCUGAAACAACUGCAGCGGAGGGUGGGAUCUGCUUCUGCUUCUUCCACUGCGGAAACUAGGCCAGUAAUCGGUGCUGCCCAGAACCUCCUAACCAGAAGCUUUUCUACUGAGAAAGCGAAAUCUGAUCAAACCACGGAGGUGACUGUGUCUGAAGGCAAGAAGCCGAGGUUAUUUCCUAGGAGACAACGAAGAAGAUGGCCAUGGAGGAACGAUGACAGAGACUUCCCGCCUGCCCUUAGUGAGUUCUUCCCAUCUGGGCUAGGGAAUGCACUGAUGCAAGCGACAGAGAACAUCAACAGACUAUUCGAGAACAUGAACAUAACACCAUGGUCAUUGAGUGGGCGUGUGAAGGAGAGAGACGAUCACUACAAGCUGAAGUAUGAGAUGCCAGGGAUUCCCAGAGAGAACGUGAAGAUCACCAUUGAUGAUGGAGUUCUGAACAUAAAGGGAGAGCACAGGGAAGAGAAACAAGAAGAGGAAGAAGACGAGUACUGGGCAUCAAGCAACUAUGGGUACUACAACACGAGCCUGGUCCUGCCUGAUGAUGCCAAGACUGAUGAAGUCAAAGCUGAGUUGAAAGAUGGUGUGCUCACUGUUACGAUCCCCAGAACUGAGAAGCCCAAGAAGGAUGUGAAGCAUGUGUCUGUUCAGUGAUGAAGGAUUAACUUGAGCUGCUGAAUCUUUAUUCAGUGUAUGAAUAACCUGCGUUGUGUUUGCGUCGUGUCGACAGAUAACCUGUCUCUUUCUGGUGAAGAUGAAUCAAAGUUUCUGGUUUA
This is a messenger RNA of Prosopis cineraria, 903 nucleotides long. RefSeq names its product 26.5 kDa heat shock protein, mitochondrial-like. The coding region runs from base 107 to 781 and encodes 224 amino acids. The transcript is spliced from 2 exons. The record is from RefSeq and is a predicted model, not a curated record. Gene Ontology annotation, biological process: response to heat. NCBI's taxonomy places the organism in Eukaryota, Viridiplantae, Streptophyta, Magnoliopsida, Fabales, Fabaceae.